Molecule: messenger RNA, 699 nt
Organism: Medioppia subpectinata
Lineage: Eukaryota; Metazoa; Arthropoda; Arachnida; Sarcoptiformes; Oppiidae
Source: the annotation of a GenBank genome assembly
AUGAAUGAUCUCGACUCCAAUGAAUAUAAGGCUACUUACCUUCAGUCUGCUGCUCUGGACCUUCUUCCGCUUCUAACUGCGUCGGAAAGUGAUAAGCUUUGGUGUUUCCUAUCGGAUAGGUCUUCGUGUCACAGCUAUCCAAUGAAACUAACAGAUCUUCACAAAGACUUUCCAAUGAGUAUAACCACAGCUUUUCAACACCAAAACUAUAUUUUUAUUAUCAAAGGAUCGCUUUAUUAUAAGAUUCCUGUCUCUAAAUUUCCGUUGAAGAUGAGUGCAGUAGACUUGGAAGCAAAAUAUAUAUUCCAAGACCUGUUAGGCUGUGAUGAAGGCAUGUAUACGAACUGGGGUUUCAAUAACUACGAAGAAUUCAUCGAUAAAUUUGCAAAACGGAUGCAAAACGAGAAAUCUUUCUCUGAAGAAGUGACACAUUUUAAUCCAACCUUUUUAAUCGUCACUUUCCUAAUCCUAUUUACCGGAUGUACUCUUCUAAGCGAUAAGAAAAUGAGUGAAUCAAAAGAGUUCUUCGAGAACGCCAUCGAGAGCCGACUCGUCGACGUGGUGUCCGUAAUGGUAUUUCUUGAGGUGGUCUUUGAAUGUGCGCUCGCAGUCCGACCCGUAGUCACACUUAACGCAUUGAAAUACAUUGAGUCCCUCGUGUUUCUUACUCUUGAGAAUGUGUCGCCGGAUAUCAACUAA